This is a messenger RNA of Prunus mume (Japanese apricot), 864 nucleotides long. The record is from RefSeq and is a predicted model, not a curated record. NCBI's taxonomy places the organism in Eukaryota, Viridiplantae, Streptophyta, Magnoliopsida, Rosales, Rosaceae.
AUGGAUGAGAGACUUGGGAUGGGGGACAAAAUUGGACCUGCCCUCUUGCAAGCGAUCGAGAAAUCAAAGGUAAGGAAACAACAGAAGAGUUAUGCAGUUGCAUUUGCUCAACUUGAAAAACGUUUCGAGGACAACAUGGACAAAGUGCUCAUGUGGAGAAAUGCCUUGAAGGAAGCAGCCGAUAUGUCUGGCUUCGAUAAUUCAAAAAGAACAGGGGCAGAGGCUGAUUUCAUUGAGAAAGUUGCUGAAGAUGUUUUGACCAAACUGAAUCGCACAUCUUCUUCAAGUGAUUCCGUGGAAUUGGAUGCAUUUCGAUUAAGGCAAAUUGAGGAAAUUGAAUCGUUAUUAUGCAUUGAUUCACCAGGUGUUUGCACUGUAGGCAUUUGGGGCAAGAUUUCGCUGAAGACCGUUGGUGAUGAAUUAUUUCACCGGCUGUCUGGUCAAUUUGAAGCUACUUGUUUUCUUGCAAAUGUUAAGGAGGAGUCAAAAAGACAAGGACUGAAUCACUUGAGAAAUGUACUUCUUCGUGAGAUAUUAAACGAAAAAGAUCUAAGUAUCGACACUCCAUCUGUAUCCCCGUUUAUUCGAGAAAGGCUCAGUCGUACAAAGGUCCUCAUUGUUCUUGAUGAUGUGAAUGAUUCAAGCCAGAUAGAAUAUCUAGCAUGUGGUGGUCAUCAUAAGUUUGGCCCUGGAAGUAGAAUCAUUAUAACAACUAGUGAGAGGAGUCUACUUAAGAAAACUGUUCAUCAUGAUAAGAUUUACAAGUUUAGUCGUAAGUACAGAUUGAUUUCAUCGGCAAUGAAGAUUGGUGUUUCCGUCAGAGAUAGGGCUGCAGCCUUAGCCGCACCGUACGUACACCAGUAG